Molecule: messenger RNA, 6515 nt
Organism: Ctenopharyngodon idella (grass carp)
Lineage: Eukaryota; Metazoa; Chordata; Actinopteri; Cypriniformes; Xenocyprididae
Gene: rab42a
Product: RAB42, member RAS oncogene family a
Exons: 2
Coding region: 143-784 (213 amino acids)
Biological process (GO): Rab protein signal transduction
Cellular component (GO): Golgi membrane
Molecular function (GO): GTP binding; GTPase activity
Source: RefSeq, a predicted model, not a curated record
AUGUGAGAAUGAGUGCAUCACAUGACUGCAGCACAUCCACCUCACCGCCCCCGCCGCUCCGCUCCAUACACUCAAUGUAAACACCGUUAGCGCUCCUGCUUUGUCUUUGAGCCUGUGGCUGGAGCUCCCGACUCGCCAUGCCAUGGAUAUUUUAUGGCAAUACCAGUUCAGGAUCAUUUUGCUGGGGGACUCGACGGUGGGCAAAUCAUCUUUGCUCAAGAGGUUUACGGAUGGCAUAUACAGCGAUGUAGCGGAUCCUACGGUCGGUGUGGAUUUCUACGCCCGUUCACUAGACAUCGAACCCGGGGUUAAAAUUAAACUACAGCUAUGGGAUACAGCCGGACAAGAGAGAUUCAGGUCCAUCACCACUUCCUACUAUCGCAACUCUGUUGGCGGGCUCUUAGUCUUUGACCUGACGAACAGGAAGACCUUCGAUCACGUGCGGGAAUGGCACCGAGAAGUCAGCGAGCAUAUCCUGCCUCAUCACAUGGUCUACAUCCUGAUCGGCCACAAGAGUGACCUGAGCCGCGACCGCAAGGUGACACGGGACGAAGCGGAGCAGCUGGCGGCCGAACUCGGCAUUCGCUACGUGGAAACUUCAGCCAAGUGCAACAGCAAUGUGGAACGUGCUUUCGAGCUGCUCACACGGGACAUCUAUGAGCUGAUGAAGAUGGGUGAGAUCUCCACGCGUGACGGCUGGGAUGGGGUCAAGAGUGGCCUCACCGCUAAAGUUCUUUAUCCAGCCGAGGAGGAGGCGGAGCGAGAAAAGAGCUGCAACUGCUGACUUCCACAAUCCACCUGUAAUUGCUCACCUGUAUAUCAGUCGGUUGUUGCUCACCUCGGCUUUCACUAAUGUGUCGCAUCAUGGUCACUGCCUCAGGGCCUGGACCGCUGCACUUACCUUGUUGUUGCUGUCUGAGGUUGAUGGUACAAACCACUCAAAAGUGUUUAGUAUUUAGGCUUGCAUGGACAGGUCCUGCUUCAUAUUGUUGGAAUUCACCCCAUGUUUUGAAGUUUGCAGCAAUCUUGUGGAUAACAUGUGGAUAAACAUUUUUACAUUCUAGUUUAAGCUGUAUGUCUCAUUGUACUUCACAUCGUCUGGAGAUAUUAAGGUUUAUUUGGCUUGUUCCUUUCCCUUUAACCAUUAUUACUGUGGUACCAUUACUAUUUAGAAAAACAUCUAGUGAUUACAACGUACAAUGUCCGUUCACUUACAGAUUUAAAGACCCCAUAAAAUGGCUUGACAACAUGGUUUUCUUUCCCGUGUUGACACAUUUCUUAUUAAAGCAGGUAGUUGGAGCUGGACAAUAGCUUGUCCUUAAAAAUACCCAUUAGCUUUUAGCUUAUGUUAGUGCUGUGAACCAUAAUUUGCUAUUGCUAGUCAGUUGGCAGGUGGUAUUAGGAAAAGGAUAUUUGAGAGCAUUUGACUGGACAUCAAAAUGUUUGAUCCAGUAGCAGUAAAACAUUUUCCCCAGUAUAUUUUUGUCUUUUAAAUGUUUUUAGGAGUGCACAUAGCAUAUAGAUGCCUUUAAAGCGAGAGACUUGGACUGAAAGCCACAAAACUCCCAUUUUGGUUUUCUGGAUUCUUCGGUUAAGACUAAUUUGAGACAAUGAGGACAGUUGUUGGCUGGUAGACAUCAUUUCUGGGUAAAGAGGCCUGACUAAACCUCCUUUUUAACUGAUUGCUGGAUUUGCAAAUGUAAUUUUAGACAAUUUUGUCUGAUUUAGACAAUUGUGAUCCAUUUUUGUACUACUUUGUUUGUUACAGCCCAACUUCUGCAGACAUUAUUAUGUGCACAAAGCCAAAAUACUUUACUGUAAUAGUUCAGGAAAUAAUUGCCAAUGCAACAUAUUUUAAAUUGUUCAUGGAUAAAUACAUAAUAUUUUGUCAAAUCUGUAGUAUUUAUUCUCUAAAAGCAUAUAAUGUAAUCACGAUCUGCCCAUCUAGACAGCAUUGUAGUGCAUCAUAGAUAAAUUCCUGACACAAAGACUUCCAAAAAAUAGACGGCAAAUAUUAUUGCUGCUUCUAAGACACCGUGUUUUGGCAGCAUCACAUGUAUCAUCCAAGAUUAAGUCAAAAGAAAUGUUGAUAAUGAAUAUCUCAUUGAGUACUAAAAAAAUAUCAAUCUAAUUAAAUGGACUAUUCUACCCAAAAUGUGUGUGUGCUAUGUAUGUUUGUGUUUUUUACUAUCCAAUAUCAUUAGCUCAGCAACACGCUAACAAGUGUACAAAUUGCUACUGAUGUAUAGCAUUUUAUAACAGUCACUUAUAAGGUUCCAUUUGUUAGCAUGUUGCCUUAAUCCUAAAGUAUAAACUUUACAACACGAAUAGCGUAUGCAGAAACACAUAACCUUUCAAAGUAUACUUCAUAUGUAGCGUGAUAGCGCGAACACAGGCACUUGACAAAUGCAAACUAAAACAUUUCAUCCUUGUUCAGUGUCUGCGUGAUUUCUCUCCAGAAGUUAUGAGCGAUAAAAAUGUCUUUGUACUCAAAUUUAUAGUUUGUACUAGAAUUGUGGGUGUCUAUCCCCCAGAUUUAUACAGUGAAAUGUAAUUGAGUUGGUCCAACUUAAUUUGAUCAAAUACAGCUUAAAUGAAAUGGAUAUAUUUAUAAAGGAUUUUUAUGCUUGCCCAACUCAGACUAAAACAUUUAAAAAAAAAAAUUAUUAGGUAGAAAUGCUUCCAAUGUUGUUCCCCAUAUGUAGAGACAAAAGACAAAACUUGAGGUGUUUUUAUUUAAAAGUCAGGUAUAAACAGUUAUUUACUGUAAAACAACCUAAAAGAUUAGAAAAACAGAAAAUAUCCAUAGCUGUCAAAACAUUCAAUAUGAUAAAUAAACAGUUUGUUAAUGAGUUAUUGUAUUUAGAACUUUGAAAUUUUAUGUUUACAUUUAUUCAUUUAGCAGAUGCUUACAAAUAAGGAAUACAACAAGUGAUCAAUCUUAAGGAGUCAAACACAAGAAAUGCUAAGAAUACAAAGAUUCAAACAUUGUUCAAGCUACAACAGAGAGGGAUUUAAUAGUGAAAGCAUAGAAGAGAUUUUUUUAAGAGUCAGCAGGAUGCCAUUAAGUGCUCAUGGAAGAGAUGAGUUCUCAGCCGCCCGGAUAUAGGGUUAGGAAGAUUGUGGUAAGUCCAGCCAGGAGAGCGUUGCAAUAGUCCAGUCUGGAAAUGAUAAGAGCCUAGGCAAGAAGUUUUGUUGCAUGCUCCGUUAUGAAUGGCCUGAUCUUUCUGGUGUUGUGCAGUGCAAACUUGGAUGAUCUUUGCAAUGUGGUCUCUUGAAUGUUAGCUGGUCAUCAAAGAUUACCAAAAGAUUUUUUGGCGGAUCAGGAUGGAGUUAUUGUUGAUGAGCCUAGCUGGAUGGUGAAAUUAUACAAAAUCAUCAGAGCGGCUGAGAAGACGAGAAGUACUGUCUUUGCUAGAUUGAGUUGCAGGUGAUGUUCUUUCAUACAUGCUGAGAUGUCCGCCGGGCACUCCAAAAAAAGAAAUGAAAAGUAAAGCUGUGUGUUAUCAGCAUAGCAAUGGUAGGAGAAUACAUGUAUAGUAGGUCCCAGUAAUGUAUAUGAAUAUAUGGAAAAGAGGAGGGGUCCUAGCAUUUACCCUUCAGGUACCCCAUGACUAGUUGAUGUGCUUUGGAUUCCUCUCCUCCCCAGGCAACUUUGAAAGGCCUAUCUGUGAGGGAAGAUUCGAAUCAGCAAAGUGCAGUUCCUAUGAUGCCCAGUGAUGAAAGGGUAUACAAAAGGAUUUGAUGGCUAACGAUGGCAAUCCAAUUGUGCCAGCCUGUGGAAAGUCUAUCAAUAAAUAACACAGUAAUUUAUAUAUAACAAAGUAUUAAUAGAUACCAUAUUUAACAAAUGGCAAAUCAGAUUAUUUGAGCAAAUAUGACUUACUAUCACUAGAAGGUUGUCACAUUGAUAUUCAAUGAUUCCACAAUGAUGUUUAUCAAGCUGUAAAAGAGAAGAUUUAAAGUACAUGAAUACCAAAGUCCCUUUAAGACAAGUCAUUUCACUCAGCGGCCAUCUUUGAAACACCCCUCGGGCAUAGUGCAGCUCCUAUCUCUUUGAAUAGGGAAACAUCAAAUUCUCCAAAGCUGUUUGCCAAGCUUUCGAUUAAAUUUCAUAUUUGAAAUCACCAAUGAAAUCUGACAACAACUGCCUCAUAAAUUUUGUUUCUAAACGCUCGAAUCAUGACAAAAAACAACAAAACCCCCCCCGGUAUUUUUCAGGCUGGAUCAAGCUAAUGCGCAUGCGCAGUCCUAAAUGCGCGUCUCUUGUGCCUCAUUUCGGAGGCAAGCGUCUGACUGUUUCUAACGGCCGCUGCAGUGAUGCGAUGACUUUACCAAUCGGCGAUUGGCUCUUAUUUAGAAGGCGGGACUUAUUCCGACAUAUUGCUUGUUGUACUUUCUCCUAUUCAAAAUAAUGCGAGUGACGCAUCUUGUGAAAUCAGAUGCCUUUGUUUACAUUUUUAUAGUUAUGGUUCUUGGUGUCAAUGGGCCUUUACACUGUAUGAGGGACCCAAGUCAUAUCUUCAGACCAGAAUAUCAUACAGACUUGCAGGUGGGCAUACUUUAAAAUAACUGUAUAGCAAUGCCUUGGCAUCCACCAACAAGCACCACUAAAAUUCUAGUUUUGUCUACUUGUAUGGAGGUUGAAUUCACCAACACCAGGAUCGUGUCUCAGGCACUGACUGUACAAUAGUCUCUGAGUAACGAAGACCAUGUGCUACUUCAUAUCAGUGCAGAGGUACAGAUAUAAGACCAUCAUUUCAGACACUCUUUAUUUUACCAGCAUGUCAGCAAGACUUCAGUUAUGCCUGCUGUAAAGAGAUUUUGCAUGCAGCAUAGCUGAGCGUCUUAGCUCCAUCAUGUGCCGAUGGCUUUACUGGGUGUGUUUGUACGUACAUUUCUGUAUGGCUAAAUGUAUUGUAAAUAGCAGCAAGGCGCAAUGUACUUAAAUGUCAGGUGAGGCUUUGAUGGAAGCUAAAAGAUUUGUGGCUUAACCGCAGGUCAACGUAACAUCUCCUUUCAUACCACACAUACUCUAUAGAGUAAUUAUGAAAGCUUCAUAAAAGAGUAAGGGAAAGUCUUCUUUGGGUCAGCAGAACAUCAAAAUAGUACUGAACACACCUUUUGAUUUUACAGAUCAAGUAUGAAAUUCUCCCAAACAUGAUCUUCAAUGUAAUAUGUUGGUAUUUAAACAUAGUUGAUCAUAUCCAUUCUGCAGACCUCCCCUCAAAUGCACAGAAAAAUAGGAAGAAAAAAUGUCAGAUUUGGUUCCUUUUGAACCACAUGCUGUAGGACAAUCAUGUUUCUGUGCUCAUUUAUAGUGAAAUGAGUAAAUAACUAAAUCCAUUAAAAGUUGUAAUUGCAAUAUUGACACAUUCAAGGGUUUCUUUUCUCAUCCAACAUUAGAACUUAUGAGACACUGGGUUUAUUUUGUUCUUUUCUUAAUAAAGUGUAAUAAUACAUGCUGUAACAAUUGCUUUUCUUGAGACAUUGCAGUGGCUGAUUGUAUGUUUAUUGGAAUGGGAAAUCAGAUUGGAUUUUGAAGCACCAAGAACACAAAGAAAAGGACUGUGGACAAAUUACUGACCAAUCUUCUAAAUGUGAACAAUUUUAAACAAGUUGGGAGCUGUGGAGUUUACAUGGAUGGAAAAUGAUGGUGAUGAGAGAUAUAUGUUAAUAUGCUGAGAAUAAGGUUAAGGUUAAAUUUACCAACACAAUUCACACAUGAAAAUAGCCAAAUGCAGCGUGAAAAGCCUUGUGGAAUCACUUUCUGAACAUGAUAUUUCAAAUUACGAUGAAUUGAGUAAAUUAGGUUCUACAUUAGUAAUAUUUAAAGGAGUGUGUAUGUAUACAUAUAUAAAUAUUCAAAAAAAUUGACUCAAUGGACCGAAAUAUGUGACCACACUGCUGUUGUGUUGUGGCCACUGAAUGGUUUUGCACAAUUUGACAACUAGUUUCCAUGGUAACUGCAUUAAUUAAAUAUGUACGCAUGCCAUAUUUAACUGCACAUUGCUCUUCACUUACUAUUUCACAGAUAAAUGCAUUUUUAAUGUAUAUUUACCACAAAUCUUUCAAAAUGGUGGUGCCAAAUACUUUUUACACGCCCCCUUGUGGUCAGCUCUAUGACUACAUUUUUAGAAAAUGGGUUGCAGUGAAAUAAAUCACAAUGGUGUUAAAUAGCUGGUGUAAAUGAAAUAAGAUAACUGUGUAUUAUAGAUAGAGAAUAGGACAUUUUAGUAUAAGAGCAGGACUUUCAUUAGUCACCCACUAUCAGCCACACACUGUUAAUUCUGUACAUAUAAACAUGUCUGUACAUGCCUUUAGGGGCUCAUCAGUGGUGUGGAUGAGCAGAGAAAAAUGUAAAUUUUAAAUGUUACAUCAACUGUAAUGAAUGCUAAAGCCAAUAGUAAUGAUGUACAUCAAGCUCUGGACAUUGUAAACUGUCAAUAUAUUUGCAUUGUGAUUUGGUAAUUAUAUAAGAUUCAUUAUGUUUAAAUAAAAUUAGGAUGAAGUUC